This is a messenger RNA of Eimeria maxima, 1836 nucleotides long. RefSeq names its product kelch motif domain-containing protein, putative. NCBI's taxonomy places the organism in Eukaryota, Apicomplexa, Conoidasida, Eucoccidiorida, Eimeriidae. Gene Ontology annotation, cellular component: cytoplasm. Bases 1 to 1836 code for a protein of 611 amino acids. The transcript has 2 exons. The record is from RefSeq and is a predicted model, not a curated record.
AUGGGGAGAGACGCAGCCUGCCUCCCUAGGCGGGGAGCGGCAGCGGGAGCGGCAGCAGCAGCUGCUGUGCUGCUCCUUUUGGGCGGCAGUAUCCCCAGCCCUAUCCCUAUCACAACCCCCACCACAAGCAGCAGUAGCAGCAGCAGCAAUGGUGGCGGCGUAGUGCUGUGUGCAUUGGCUUCCGAGGUAGCGGAUCCUUCCUAUGGUGCUUCCUCAGGCUUUCCCUCAGGUGGCUCGGGUCUUUCAGAUCAGUUAUCUCAGAUAUUCUCCUCUGUGGGUCCUUUUGUAUCACAGUUAUUAUCUGGUGGCAGCGGCGAUGGUGUAGAGGGUGUAGGUGAUUCUGGUGGUGGGGGUGGGGGCCCUGGAGGGGCCCUUGGGGCCCUCUAUGAAAUGGGCCGUCGUGCUGCUGGUGCCCUGUCUACUUCCUUAGCAUCUGAUGAAGCAAGAGAGAGUAUGUGGGUACCUCUUCAUGAGCAAAUAGGAGUAGCAAGAGAUAUGUUAGGCCUCCCUGGUGAUGAUGCACAAGGUGUAAGAAGUGCAGCAAGAUUGCUGCUUGCUGCUCAGCUGCCUAUUGCUCGUUUUGCUGCUGAGAGAGAGGCUUGUGAUGAUGAAGAAGCAGAUAAUCGAGCACUCAAGAUCGUCAAUGAAUACCCCACUACUAAGAAGAUGCUGCAGGACUACAUGGAGCAGAAGCCUGACCGUAACAUUCGUGCUGCUCCAGCGGAUCUAUUGCGUCUUCAUGGUGCAAUGAAGGAGCAUCUUCGUGCCUUCCGUGCUGCAGCAGCAAAUAACAUAUUGCCUGUAUCUAUAUUAGGGGCAUUAGAUUCUUUAAGUACGGAGGCAGCAGCAUUAGUAACAGGAUACUUAGCAACGGUGUCUCGUUAUCUUGUCUUUAAAGACCGAUUCAAAAAAAAUAAGAGGGGUCUUUCUUUCUUUGCACGUCAUGUGCUGCCUCGUUUGCUGCAGUUGUUUGCUUUACAGCUAGAUGCAUGCAGGCAUUUAUGGCGUUUUCUUUCCUUCGUUGCCCCUCAUGAGACAAGUAUUUCUCCUGCAGCAUUUAAACCCUCUUUGCCUCCUGCUGGUGCUGCUGCUGCUGCUGCUGCUGCAACAGCAGCAGCAAACGCGGCUGCGGCAUCUGCAACAGCAGCAUCAACAGCAGCAGCAGCAGCAAACUCCGCCUCCUCCGCGUAUCCUUCUUCAUAUCCAACACCCCCUGCUCUUACUAUACAUGAUGCAGAGACAGGGGGGGCCCUGAGGACCUUAGCACAAAACUUAGGGUUUGCUGUUCCUUCUGUCCCACAUGCAGCAGCACGGGGCUUUGGUAGAAGAUUGUUAGCUCGUGUACAGGUGCAUAUUGGGGCUUUGCAUGCACUAGCACAAGGUUGUUUAGCAGCAACUUCUCUUUCCUUCCAGAGGGAAUAUGCAGAGGCAGAAGAUCGUGUUGAACUAGGAGAGGCCCCUGCGGCUGCUUUCCUUAGCCUUAAAGAUAAAAGCGAACAACUGGGGCCCCAAACAGAGCAGCAGCAAACAGCAGAGAAGCCCAAGCAGAGCGAGGGAAAACCACGCAAGAAGAAUACACAUAGACUGCGAGCCCUUAACAGGAAACCACCUGCUUCUGCUGCUGCUGCUGCUCCUGCAGCAGCAGAAGCACCGGUAGCAGAAGUAGCCAACGAUAUUAUGCAGCAGCAACAACUCACUUCUGAUGAUGAGUCUGCAACACCGAUCGCAGAUGCAGCAGCAGAUGCAACAACAGAUGCAGCAGCAACAGCAGCAACAGUAUCCGAUUCCUCAGCAACAACAGAAGGCCCCACAGACGAGAGCGACAGGCGGUUGUAA